GGGCCGGUGUACGUCACGGUGUGUACAUCCGCGCCCGCUUCACGGCUCUUGCCCAGGCAAAUCCCCGCCCUAUAUUCAAAAAUACACCGAACUCUAACCCUCAGCUCGGACACAAACUCACAGGUUAAGAGUGGCUCAGAUACAGUGUUGGAAAAGUUCUGCUUCGUCUCAUUUAAAAUGUGUGGAAGAACAGCAUGCACUCUUGCUCCUGACGAGCUGAAACGAGCCUGCUCUUACAGAAACCGAAGGGGGCAGAGGAGACGGCCCCGCUGGAGGGAUGGAGACGCGGACAACUAUCGACCCUCCUACAAUAAGAACCCGCAGUCCAUGAGUCCCGUCCUGCUGUCACAGAGGCAUUUUGACAAGGAUGCUCCUGUGGAUAAGUAUGUGUUGGCCUCAAUGCGGUGGGGUCUGGUACCCUCAUGGUUUAAGGAGAGUGACCCCAGCAAGAUGAAAUACAGUACCAGCAAUUGCCGCAGUGAGAAUAUAUUGCAGAAGAAGUCCUACAAGGACCCUAUGUUGAAAGGACAGCGCUGCGUCAUCCUAGCUGAUGGUUUCUAUGAGUGGCAAAAGGUUGAAAAAGGCAAGCAGCCUUUCUUCAUCUACUUCCCUCAGACUCAGCCAGGACCCAGCCAGGAGGAAAGAAAGAACUCAGACUCUGAGUCAGUGCGCCCUCCAGCCAAAGCCUCCUCUGGUUUGAUGAAGGGAGGAGAAGCUGCAGGUGAGUGGACAGGAUGGAGGUUGCUAACUAUGGCAGGAGUGUUUGACUGCUGGACACCACCAGGAGGUGGAGAACCCCUUUACUCAUAUAGUGUAAUAACUGUGAAUGCUUCCCCAAAUCUGCAAAGCAUCCAUGAUAGGAUGCCAGCGAUCCUUGAUGGGGAGGAAGAGGUUAGGCGCUGGCUGGAUUUUGGGGAGGUGAAGUCUCUAGAAGCUCUCAAACUGCUCCAGUCAAAAAAUAUUUUGACUUUUCACCCCGUCUCUUCGUUAGUCAACAACACGCGCAACAACUCUCCAGAAUGCCUCCAACCAGUGGAUCUCAACAGCAAAAAGGAGCCCAAGUCCACAGCAAGCAGUAAGAUGAUGGCAAGCUGGCUGUCGAGCAGUUCACCUUCAAAGAGGAAGGAGUUCCACACAAGUGAAAGUAAAGAAGAGCGAGAAAGCAAGCCACAGAAUCAGCGCAAGUCUGCAGGAGGACUUCAGCAGUGGCUUCAGGGAACCAACAAGAAACCAAGAACAAAGUAAAUACAUGAACUGAAAACUCGACAGUGUUUGAAAGACCAUUCAGGCCUUACUUAUUGUACUCUGCUGCUGUAUAAUUGUAUAAGAAAAAGUUCAUUUUUUACUUGUACUUAU
This is a messenger RNA of Pelmatolapia mariae (spotted tilapia), 1356 nucleotides long. RefSeq names its product 5-hydroxymethylcytosine binding, ES cell specific (gene hmces). Gene Ontology annotation, molecular function: single-stranded DNA binding. The transcript has 7 exons. Gene Ontology annotation, biological process: DNA damage response. NCBI's taxonomy places the organism in Eukaryota, Metazoa, Chordata, Actinopteri, Cichliformes, Cichlidae. The record is from RefSeq and is a predicted model, not a curated record. The coding region runs from base 178 to 1245 and encodes 355 amino acids.